AUGCCUUCUCCAAUGGAUACCGAAGAAAGCCCCGGCUUCCGGACCAAAGAGUCGAGUAAACGCCGCCGACUCAACUUUGCUUGCAAUUACUGCCGAAAUCGCAAGACACGCUGCGAUGAACAGCAACCAUCCUGUCAAGCAUGUAUCUCGGCGGGUAUUCCGUGUGUCACUGAGGAUAGACGUCGGCCUGGAAAGGUGAUCAAACGGCGCGAGGCAGGCAAAUCUGCCGAUGGUCUGUCAAUUGAGUCUGGGAGUCCUUCCGAGCACGGAGUCUCACCAGUUAGGCGCAUGUCAAUGGUGACGGAUCACCAGACCGCGCGUACUAUCUCGGUAGCCGCACCCAUACGGGCACGGUCCCAAAGUCCAAGACCAUCUCAGAGCCGAGACUCUUCGCAUACCGACACCAUCAGCAAUCCCUUGCCGAUAUGGCGACAAAGCACAGGGACAACAUCUUUCCAGGUACUAACAGAAUGGUUGGACCUAUCAUGUUUCCGACUCAACGUUCCUUACCACUUUGGGACGUAUGCCCCUCCGACGUUGAACCCGGCAUCGGGACCGAGUGGCUUCCAGUCUCGGCAUGUUUUUCCCCGGGCACCGGAAGCCUGGGACUUUCCGCAGCUUAUUGAUGCGUAUCAGCGAGAGAUACACGUGUUUUAUCCUGUUGUGAGAUUGGAUCUAGCGAGGGCUGAGGCAUUGCAAUCGCAUCAAUCCCAAUCGGGCGGAGACGUCACUGCCUUGAGGACGUCGUUGCUACUAGCAGCAGGCGGUUUCAUUCUCCAAUCCUCUGAUAGCCAGUCGUACAUGAUCGAAGCCCUUUCUCUAGCCCGCAGCGCUCUCGGCCAUCUCAUCGGCAACGUCACAUUGGAAACAAUAGAAGUUCUGUUCCUCUUCUCCGUCUGUCUUCGUCUCAACGACGAGAUCACCUCAUCAUGGACAGCUCUCGGUAUCUGCCUCUCCAUCGCCCACUCUCUCGGGCUCAACCGUCCUAAGAAGAAGCCCCAACCAUCUUUCAUUGACGCUUGGACUCCAGCCUGGUGGGCACUGUAUAGCUACGAGAAGCUAUUCUCUUUCCAAUUGGGCUAUGUCUCGAGUAUAUCCGACGAGGUUUAUGAUGCGCUUGAUCUGGAAGCUUUCAAGACUCCGAAUUCCGCGCCGCAGCAUCUUAUUCUGUCGAUGGCGAAGGUGUUCAGUAGAAUGAGUCAUCGAUGUGCAAAGGCGCGACAACUUGAGGAUAGAGCUAGUCGGAGAACGAUUGAGGCAGCGAUCAAGGACAAGGUGAACGCAACUGGAGAGUCCUUCCUCAUGCUGUCAGAUUGGGUAAACGGUCUACCAGCCGGCCUAAGACCGACAUCAGAGUUCAUGCGUGUCCCAGAAGAUCUCGCACUCUCAUCAUUCAUCUCCCUACACUACCACAAUGCCAUCAUCAUGCUCAACCGCAACUCCCUCCUCAUCAGCAAAGACGCCAUCCACAAGGCUGUCGAGGUGAUUGCCAAAGGAAUGCCAUGGGAGUACACGAUUCGCAACGGUCAAUCCAUGGUCGCCAACUCCGCCCGAAAGAUCAUUCACCUGCUGGCUGACAGUGACGAUUCUUUGUCGCACCUGUUCGCGCCAUCUUACUUCCCUCUACUUCAUGCACUUUAUGUCCUAGCAGUGCAUAUUCUUAAGCAGCCACAUUCUCGUAUUUCCAAGAUCGAUCAAAGUUUACUCUCCACAGCUGCAGACUUGAUACGGUGUUACUCCGUUGGUCUCGCAGAAGCAGACCGACUGAACACCGUUCUAAACGGCCUUAUCCGCGUGGUCCAAGAAGCAAUGAAGCCCACGACUACCAUCGCCAGCGACCAACCCAACACGGAUACGCACAUUUCUCAGCACGGCGGUACGGCAAGGCCUCCACAGCACAACGCCAUGACCUUCUCUCAGUCGCUGGACCCAUCAGACUCCUCCAUCUUGAAUCCGGUGGAGAUGAACAUGGGCGGUGAGGUUCUGGACCCCUUCUCGGGACAACCUUUCAGCAUACCAAUAUUACCUGAUGAAAUCGGCUGCGACUGGGCAGACUUUGAGAACUUAUUGCAGAGACUUGAGAAUGAUCCUGGAAUGUUCCCUGCGGAAGAAGGGAUGACUAUAGAGAUGUAA
Molecule: messenger RNA, 2133 nt
Organism: Fusarium coffeatum
Lineage: Eukaryota; Fungi; Ascomycota; Sordariomycetes; Hypocreales; Nectriaceae
Exons: 4
Coding region: 1-2133 (710 amino acids)
Biological process (GO): regulation of DNA-templated transcription; DNA-templated transcription
Molecular function (GO): zinc ion binding; DNA-binding transcription factor activity, RNA polymerase II-specific; DNA binding
Source: RefSeq, a predicted model, not a curated record